AUGGAUCAGAAAACGUGGCUUUGGAGGAAAAAAUCCUCAGAAAAGACAAUUAUAGCAACUGACAACACCAAUCUCACUUCAAAAGAAAAUGAAGAGGUACUGGCACUUCUAGCUGAUAAAGAAGAAUUGGAGAAAGACUUGAAAAGAAUAAAUAAUAAGCUUGCUUCAGCACUUUCUGACUGUAAUGCUAAAGAUGAGCUGGUGAAGAAACAAACAAAAAUUGCGCAAGAAGCAGUGGCAGGUUGGGAGAAGGCAGAAGCUGAAGUGUUGUCUAUGAAGCAAGACCUGGAUGAAGCUUUGCAGCAGCGAUUAGUUUAUGAAGAAAGAGUAUCCUAUUUGGAUGGAGCUCUCAAGGAAUGUAUGCAGCAGUUACGUUUUGUUCGUGAAGAACAAGGGCAUAGGAUUCAUGAUGCUGUGAUGAAAGCUUCAAAAGAAUUUGAAAAAGAGUACAUGGUUUUGGAGGAGCAGUUAUCUGAGACAAGUAAAAGGCUUACAAAAGCUGAGAUUGAAAAUUCUCAUCUCAAUAAAUCCAUUUUCACAAGAGAAAAUUUGAUUGAAGAUCUGAAAAGGCAAUUGACUCAAGCUGAGGCAGAUCAUAGUGCACUGAUGAUUAGAUUAGAUUCCACUGAGAAAGAUAAUGCCUCUCUGAAGUAUGAGAUUCGAGUGCUUGAAAAGGAAUUUGAGAUCCGGAAUGAGGAGAGAGAAUUUAAUCGUCGGACAGCUGAUGCUUCUCACAAGCAACAUUUAGAGUCUGUUAAAAAAAUUGCCAAGUUAGAAUCAGAAUGUCAGAGGCUGCGCGUUCUAGUUCGGAAACGGUUACCAGGUCCCGCUGCCCUGGUAAAAAUGAAAAAUGAAGUUGAAAUGUUGGGACGGGACUCGCUUGAAAUGAGGAGGAACAAGUUGAACUCAACCAGUUUAAUGGUUGAAUCUUCAGCUGACAGUUCUCCUGAGACUACCAUUAGAAGAAUCAAUGCUCUGACUGAGCAGCUAUGUGCUAUGGAAGAAGAAAACAAGACUUUAAAAGAAUCCCUAAACAGGAAAAUGAAUGAGCUCCAAUUCUCAAGAGUAAUGCUGUCUCGCACAGCUUCUAAACUUCUGCAACUUGAGUCACAAGUUGAAGAAUCAUCUAAAGGUCAAGUAAUUGUGGAGCAGCCGAGAAGUAACCUCACAUCACGUGAGUUCUCUUUGGCAUCAAUGUCUGAUGUUGGCAGUGAUGACAAGGUUAGCUGUGCUGAAUCCUGGGCUUCUGCAUUGAUUUCAGAAUUGGAUCACUUCAGAAGCGGAAAACAGAAGGAAUCGUUGUCAUGCAAAAGUGUUGGAGCUUCAGAUAUAAAUCUUAUGGAUGACUUUGUUGAAAUGGAAAAACUAGCAGUCGUCUCUGUUGAAAAAGCCCCUGAUAUCUCCUGUGUUUCUUUCAAAGCAGUUAAUGAGAAUAAUGGCUUCUCAGAGACCAGGAAAAAUGAGACUACACCUGAAGCAGUAGGUAAGGAGAUCAUUCCAGUGUCUGAUCACAUUUCAAAUAUCUCACCAUCAAAUCAGAAAACCAGUUCCAUUGACUUAUCUAAGGGUAAUAUUCCCAAUUGGCUUCAGGAUGUAGUAAAAAUGGUCUCGGAACAAAGCUGUGUCACUCACAAAAACCCUGAUGAUAUACUUGAGGAUAUUAGAGUAGCUUUGAGGUAUCUGAAUAAUCCAGAUCCAUGUGACUUUGACUCAAGCAAAGGUUCUGGUCAUGCUGAUGCAUCUGAUCCUCCCCAUUUGAAUAACUGCAUUGCAUGGAAACCUUUGAAUAAUUCUUUGGUGGUAUAUCCAUCCACUGAUGCAAAUAAUGCUGACAUCUCAUCAAUGAAGAGAACCAAACAACAAUCUCAGGUAGAUUCAAGUAAAUCAAUAGGCAAGAUAAUUGAGCUUAUUGAAAGAAUCAGCCUGCCUGCUGUAGAAUAUGAUAAUUCAGAUCCCUUGUGCGUAAGAGAUGGCAAUAUCAUAUCAUACAAGAAUCCAGGAAUGUCAACGGACUACAUGGUCCGUGUUUUCCAGUGGAAAACAUCUGAACUCAGUAAUGUUUUACAGCAAUUUCUGCAUGUGUGUUAUGAUUUACUGAAUGGCAAGGUUGAUCAUGAAAAAUUUGCCAAAGAACUAACUACAGCUUUGGAAUGGAUUAUGAAUCACUGCUUUUCACUUCAAGAUGUUUCUAGUAUGAGGGAUGCCAUCAAGAAACAAUUUGAUUGGGAUGAGACACGAAGUGAAAGUGAAGCAGAGAUUGGGAUGAUAAGUCAUUUUGCCGAAGCAGAUAAGUUGCGUCUUCCCAGAGUACAGGUGCCGUGUUUGCCUCAAGCAUCUACUUUGGAUGGUCAUGAUCUUCAGACUGGAGAGAUGUAUUAUAAUGAGAAAGAAGAAUUGAAAAAUAUUAAAGAUAAAUUGAUCAGCACUGAAUCUCAAAAGGAAGUCUUGGAGGGGAGACUUCAAUCAGCUACUGAUAGGAUUGAAUCCUUAAUGAAUCAACUUGGGGAAUCAGAGAAAACUAUUGACAGCUUGAGAUUAGAGUUACAAUCUUUAAAAGAAUCCAAUGGCAUACUUGAGGAUCAAAUAAGAAAUCACAAAUUGAAAAACUCAGAUCUUGACACACAGCGUACAGAAGCUGAAUUAAAAGAGGCUCAUCCCAAGGUUUUGGCAUUAGAAGAGGAACUAGAGAACAAGAACCACUGUUGUGAAGAAUUAGAAACCAGAUGUCUUGAAUUGCAGCUCCAGCUUGAAAACAUCUCAAAGGAGUGCUCAAACCAUGAUAUUAACCAGAAAGAUAAGCCACUGCGUUCUGACUUGGAGAUAACAGCUGCCUCGGAAAAGUUGGCUGAGUGUCAAGAAACCAUCCUUAACCUUGGGAAGCAGUUGAAGGCAUUGGCUGCACCAAAGGAUGCAUCCCUUUUUGACAAUGUCAUUGCCGUGACCAGUACCACCAUGAAUGUGGAUCCAAGCCCUGCCACCCCAAAAGUUAUGAAAGUGAAGAAUCGAUCUCUACUUGAUCAGAUGCUGGCUGAAGAGGAUACUAAACCCAAGGUUUCAAAAGCAAGUGAUGGCAACUCCAACCCUAUCACCAUUCCAGGCAUUAUAGAGCCCCUGGAAAAGAUAUUAGCUUUGAAUGAAAUUAAAGGCCAGGAUGUCAGCGCUACUGUUAAUUCUCUGGCCAUUGUACCUUCUAAGAAACCGGGAAGUGGAAGUUUGUGGAAGAAGAUAUUAUGGAGAAAGAAGAAAAGUGCCAACAUAAAAACACCCCUUCCCUUGAAGACAUGAAAUGCUUAUACAUAAUAAAUUGUAGUGUUGUUCAGUACAGUACUUACCUAAAGAAGGAAAACUGUAUUUCCUUAAUAUAUUUUAUUGAAGGGAGUCAAGUUAGUUGAUUGGUGUUUGGG
This is a messenger RNA of Gastrolobium bilobum, 3404 nucleotides long. Its product is annotated as filament-like plant protein 7. NCBI's taxonomy places the organism in Eukaryota, Viridiplantae, Streptophyta, Magnoliopsida, Fabales, Fabaceae. The record is from RefSeq and is a predicted model, not a curated record. The coding region runs from base 1 to 3285 and encodes 1094 amino acids. The transcript is spliced from 5 exons.